UAUGGCGAAUUACUAAAACACAUUUCAGAGUAUCAGAGUAGUUGUUGUCGCAUGCUUUCAUUAUUAAAUUUUGUGUAAUUAAUAUUUAAUAUAAUUUAUUCUCCCAAUUAAAAUGGACCAAGAAGAUUGUCCGCGAUUAGCCUUUGUUCACAACAGUAUUAAAAGUGCACCACCCACAACAGGAAAAGGAAAAGUAGUAUUGAAUGUUGUCAGGAAAAUUACCCAGCCAAAUGCCACUAGUGCACUUAUUCAACCCAAGAAAACUACCAUUACUAAUAAGAGGAACCGUGACGAAGAUUCAACUGCUGCCCAAAAGAAGUGGCCUCCUGAACACAUCCUAGAACUAAUAAUCGCCUACAAAGGGCACCCAUGUCUGUAUGACCUGAAGCACCCUCAAUACAGUAACAAUGGCAAGCGUAUGAUGACCCUAGCCGAAAUAAGGCAACUUAUGGAUAUUUUCCGCCCCGGCAUGACAGAAGAGGAUAUACUAAGACAAUUGAAUAGUGUGAGAACACAGUUUUGAACUGAAUACGGAAA
Messenger RNA from Bemisia tabaci, 537 nucleotides. Lineage: Eukaryota; Metazoa; Arthropoda; Insecta; Hemiptera; Aleyrodidae. The record is from RefSeq and is a predicted model, not a curated record.